This is a messenger RNA of Lecanosticta acicola, 1099 nucleotides long. Lineage: Eukaryota; Fungi; Ascomycota; Dothideomycetes; Mycosphaerellales; Mycosphaerellaceae. The record is from the annotation of a GenBank genome assembly.
AUGGCGGCUCACGCUCCGGUGGCGAGAGUGCCCUUUGCACCACUCGAUAACCCGCGACUCCAGCAUCUAGCCAGUGCGAAGAAUCGCCAGAGUGGUAUGUCCACGUCCAAAAAACGCGAGAUAUACACGUAGCUUACCUUCGCGUCGUACCUCAGGCCUCGUCUCGCACAAGUCUACCGGCAAGCCCAGUGGCAUUGCCAAGGUGUCGACCUCUACAACUGCCGGAAAGAGAUCGUAUGAGCCCUCAUUCGACUUUGAUAGUGAGAAUGUCGAUCCGGCCAUGUUCGACUCGUCUCCUUCCAAGAAGUCCAAGAGCGAUGUGAAGCCUUUUACGUUUUCUCUCUCGACUCCCAUCAAGUCGAUGCCGCCGCCUCCGAUGCGGACUCCCAUGAGGGCCAAAAUCGGCUCGCCGCGCGCUCCCUCGACCGCACCGGCGGGGCGUUCCCCCAAGAGGAAGCUGGCGGGUUCCAGACGCAUCUCAGCGCCUUUCACACGCGUCGAUCCGCCUUCCAGGAUGGCAUCUGUGCUGCCUUUUAGUUUGGACGCGGCUUUGAGCUCGUCGUUUCCCUCUUCGAAGCAGAGCUGCAUGCCGAAGAAUUGGUUCUUCGAAAUCUACGAGGAUUCUCCGGAAGAGGAAGCUGCGAACUUGAUGGAGCACAGCACGUUGACGCUGGACAUCAGCUCGGAUGAGGAAGGUGGGAAGAAAGACCGCGAGGAGAGAGGGAAGGAGAAUACGCCGCCGGAGGGGUACGACGUGCCGCUCUUGAGGGAGAGCGAGGUUGUGAGAACGAAGAAGGUUUGCGAGGAGAUGGAUGAUGGGGAGAGGAGCCCGCUGUCCGAUCUCGAGGCCGAGCCAUUCUUUGCAGAAGGGCUGAGCAAGGAGUCCUGUGUUGUGGUGGAUGAGGAGAAGCCGUCCUUGGAGUCGAGGGUUGUGGAUGGGGAGAAAGAGAAGCCCUUCGCUGCGUCGGCGGGUGAAGAGUCGAAGGUCGUCGUCGAGAAAGAGAAGCUCUUCGCUGCGCCGGCGGUGGAGGAGUCGAAGGUCGUCGUCGGUGAGAAGGGGGAUGUCAAGGGAGAGAUUAUUGUAUGGGAGGACGCCUAA